Molecule: messenger RNA, 1423 nt
Organism: Xenopus laevis (African clawed frog)
Lineage: Eukaryota; Metazoa; Chordata; Amphibia; Anura; Pipidae
Gene: il17rel.2.L
Product: interleukin-17 receptor E-like
Exons: 9
Coding region: 283-957 (224 amino acids)
Source: RefSeq, a predicted model, not a curated record
UCUAUAAAAACUAAAAUGAUUACAUUUGAAAUGAUCUCACAUUCUAAUAACAAGUUUACCUAUCUGUAAUAUUAGUACUCCUCUAUGAUCAGUUCUAACUAAUGUUACUUGUCUUGCUACCAUGCUCUGGAAGCAACUGAACUGUUACAGUAAGAAUUCUUUUAUAUAUGUAUCUUUAUAGAUGCCGAUUCAAUUUGGAACAGCAUUACAUACAACUUUGUUACUCAGACGCUAGCAUGGCAAUCUCUCUGUCCUCUUAAUGCCACUGUCAGUCUUUGUUGGAUGACUGAUCAGAAUGACACAUGUGUAAACUUUUCAAAUUCAUUAAACACAAUCAACGAUAAGGUUUUAUAUACUCAAGUCGACCCUCAUCCUAGACUUUGUGCAAAGUUUACCACUAAUAUGGACUCCCAGGUUAGAUGUCCUUUUGCACAUGAACAGUUUCCAGGGUGGAAUGUUAAUAUAACAGCUACAGAUUCUUUGUCAGAAAUAAGAAUCACAUCCAAGAUCAAUGCUAAUUUUACACUGCACUUGUGUAACAGGACAGAACUUAUAUGUGACAGCCUUAAUAUCUUUGCUUCAAUCCCAUUGGAGGCUUCCCACUAUGCAACUAUAAAUGUAUCAAGUGAUAUAUGUGGACCUAAUCUUUGCAUUCAGGCCUCAAGGUCAGAUGUAAAGUAUUCAGUUCCAGUAAAUAUCUGCAAUAUCCCAUGCAGGUCACAAGAACAGUCAAAUGGUGAAGCUAGCUUCUUGGAGACAUUCCUACUACCGUCAGUUCUGUUGAUAUUGGUUGCAAUGUUCGGCUUUGUUGGAUGCAUCUUACUGUCAGUGAGCUACAAAAAGAAGCUUCAAGAGAGAGGUUAUUUUAAAAUUAAAGUAAAACAUAUAUCUUCUGGUGGGGCUUCUUCAAUGGAACAAAGAGUAUUCAUAAGGUUUGCCCAGCCGGAAGACAAGUGAAAUUGUUGGAACGUUUUUUUUUAUCGUGACACGGAACAUAUUUUGUAAAGUCUAAUAUUACAAGUAAAGGCAAUUUUUUCUGUCUGUAACGACUAGAAAUAUAAUCUUCAGUAUUAUUUAAAUGAAACAUUUCUGAUUAUGACUGAUAUGUAUAGUGAUUUUUUUUAGGGCUUUCUCUAUAGCAGUGCAAGUUCAACAUCUUCCCUCAGCAAUACUUGUCUGGCAUCUGGUAAAGGAAAGGAAAAGAAAGAAAGAUAAGCAGUAGCAUCAAUAGUAAUAGUGCUCAGCAAUGCUAUUGAGCUACACUGAGCACUGCCAUCUAAUAAAUUAGAAUGACAUAAAUGGCUUAAAGGAAACAAACACAUUAUGAGGAAUUUACACAGGUAUCAGGAUAUCAGGUUUGAUACAUUUUAUUAUUAUUAUUAUUAACAUGUAUUUAUAUAGCGCCAACAUAUUGCGUAGCACU